UGUGCAGAUCCGCAAAAUUGCGGAAAACUGCAACUUUGGCAUGAGCCUUGACCGGAUGCUACGGGAUCGAAUUGUGUGCGGUGUGAGAAGUAGAGACGUCCAGCGAAGGUUGCUGUCACGGCGGGACCUUACGUUGAAUGAGGCGGAAGAAGUAGCAGCCGCAGCGGAAGCAGCUGAUUCCGAAGUAGAACAAAUGCAAAGGCCAGAAACGAAGGAAGGGGCCAUACACAAAAUGGUGAAACAGCCGUCAAGAAAUGUGUACGGGCGGGAGAAGCACCUUUCGGUAGCAGCGUGUGGUCGCUGUGGAAGUUCAUCACACACCGGGGAAAACUGCGGCCACAAAACGAAAACGUGUUUUCGCUGUGGAAAGCAAGGGCACCUAGCCAGAAAGUGUCGAGCUACGGGGUAUCGGGAGCGAAGCGGGAAACCUGAUAAGGAACAGAUGUCGUCGUUGUUGGCGGACGCGUCAGCAGAAGAUGAUGACUUGUGCAUUUCGUCGGUGUACGCAAUCAAGUCGCAAGCUGCAACGGUCUGUUUGGUUCAACCAGUCAGGAAGAAGCUUUGCUGGGGAGGCAUUGACGUCAGCAUGGAAAUAGACACUGGCUCUCCUGUCUGCGUCAUUCCUCGGAACGUGUAUCUUCAGUGCCGAAACCGCUGGCCUAGCCUUGCAAAAAGUGAACUGAGACUGAAUUGUUAUCUCGGGAAAUUGCCCAUCUUAGGAGAGCUGCAUCUGGACGUUGCUUUCCAGGGCCGCACGGUUCCUGCAAACCUGGUGGUGUUGGAUUGCCUUGGACCCAGCCUUUGUGGCCGGGAUGUAAUCAACAAGUUGAACUUGCUUGGCGCAGAAGUGGCCUCUGUUUCCGCUCACCGAGACCACCAGGAUUUGGAAUCCCUGCUGAGCGACUUCCAGGACCUGUUCGAGCCCGGUCUAGGAGCCAUCGAGGGGCCCCCCGUACAUCUCUACCUGAAGGAAGGAGCUCGCCCGAAAUUCAUGAAGGUCCCAACCAUUCGCCCUCAUGCUGCCGUGUGGUACCGGAACUUCGGGCAAGGUGAAAAAUGGUUGCCCGGGGUGGUGGAGAGCAACCAUGGCGCUCGCAUGACUGUGGUAUCUACUCCCGGAGGCAACGUCCGCCGUCAUCUCGAUCAACUGCGGUUACGGGAGGUCAAGGCGGAAACCAGCGAGGCACCCGCCGCCAGCGGUUCAGCAGUACCUGCACCCUCUCCCAGGAGCCCUGCUGACCAGUUGGCCCGAGCCGCAGCCGCCAGCGGUUCAGCGGUACCUGUACCCUCUCCCACGAGCCCUGCUGACCAGUUGGCCCGAGCCGCGGUACCUGCAGCCUCGGCCAAGAGCCCUGCGAACGAGUUGUACGGCGACGCCACGACCUCAAGCGAGCCCGAAGACAGCUGUGUGCCGUUCCAGCUGCGACGGUCCACUCGGACUCGGAAACCCAUUGAUCGCCUUCAAUUAUAAGAGAAGGAGAAUUGUUAUCACUUCGGCCGAGUCACCGAAGCAUGACUUACUGUUAUCCGCCUUUUGUUUGUUUUAUUAACUGCGUUGCCAUUGGUCCGUGGAG
This is a messenger RNA of Ixodes scapularis (black-legged tick), 1574 nucleotides long. RefSeq lists its product as uncharacterized. The record is from RefSeq and is a predicted model, not a curated record. Gene Ontology annotation, molecular function: zinc ion binding; nucleic acid binding. NCBI's taxonomy places the organism in Eukaryota, Metazoa, Arthropoda, Arachnida, Ixodida, Ixodidae. The transcript has 2 exons. Bases 41 to 1471 code for a protein of 476 amino acids.